This is a messenger RNA of Rotaria sp. Silwood2, 1371 nucleotides long. Lineage: Eukaryota; Metazoa; Rotifera; Eurotatoria; Philodinida; Philodinidae. The record is from the annotation of a GenBank genome assembly.
AUGCAUCGAAAGCUAACGAAUUAUGAUAAUCAAAUCUUACAAAUAAUUCCUAAUCUUUCUUAUAUAAAUGUUGAAUUGGGUCGUACAUAUACAUUUGUUUGUCAAUCAACAGAUGAUCGAUUUGAACCCGAAUGGACAUAUGACAAUGGAACGAUUAUUAGUUCAAGCACGUCUUCCGAACAACAAAUAACAUCAUAUAUAUUAAGUGAUACUCAUUUACUUUAUCUUCGAGUGGCACCUGUUGUAGCUGGUACAUAUAUUUGUCGUUCUCGUCCUACAGACAUACAAAUGACAAAAGAGGAAGUAACAAUAAAAUCAACAAAAUUUUUUCCUUUUUUUAAAGUGAUUGUUGAAACAAAUGGAAUAUCAUUUCAAUCAUCAGGAUUAGCUGAAUAUCAUGUACGAAUAAAUGCAACAUUAUUUGUUGCAUGUCGUCCUGAAUAUUUUAAUUUUCAAUUAAAAACAAAUUCAUCUUAUUUACCUAUAGCUACUCUUAUACGUAUCAAUGAUAAUAAUCAUUUUCUAUUAUCGGAAAUAAUUGAUGGUUUACUUAUUGAUCGUAUAUCAAAAAAUGAAAGUGGAAUGUAUUUAUGCAUGGGAAAAAUCCCAUUACCUGACCGAUUGAUUACAUCAUAUUAUCCUAUUAUGGUUUUUGUUUCCGAGCCAAAAGAAGCAAAAAAAGAAAAAGAAAGAAAACAAGAAUACGGUGAUGGAAAUCAUAACAUUUAUUCAUCUCGAUGGUCAGUUACCGAACUUAAAGAUCGUCAAACAAAUAUAUCGGUAUUUGCACGUAUAUAUGAAGAAUAUACAGAUGCUGAACAUUUUUUUGAUUUUGUCAGAAAAACAGCGUCGAUUCUCUUUCAAACAAAAGCUGCUUCAUUUGUCUUUGCAUUUUCCCUUGUUCUACCAGUAAUUAUGAUCAGUGUUGGUAUUUCAAAUUUAGAAGAAUGUCCAUUAGAUCGUAAUAUUCCUGUUUUUGUACUUGUUGGCGGAGCUUUAGCUUUAUUAAAAUUAUUACAAGUUCUUUGGAAACAAUAUAAUCGUCAUAGUAGUCCAUCUGAAGAAGAAACUACGGAUGCUCAAAGUGGAUCGACAUUUAUGGAAGUUCUUACAACACUUUUUCUUAUUAUUUGGUUUAUUUAUGGUAAUCAUUUAUUAUGGCGUUAUCGUUUACCACGUUUUGAACAAACAACAGAAGAUCCUGAAAAUUGGUGUUCAAAAAAUGUUUAUUUUUUAGCAAUAAUUAGUGUCGCUUAUACAUAUGCAUUUGUUACAAUAAUGAUUUUAGUUGUUCUUAUUGUUGUCUUAACCGUUCACCUUCAAAAUCGUCGUCGUGCCAUCCAAGAGGCUAAAGAAGCCGGAUGUACAUGA